This is a messenger RNA of Fopius arisanus, 2317 nucleotides long. Its product is annotated as dnaJ homolog subfamily C member 10-like. Gene Ontology annotation, molecular function: protein-disulfide reductase activity; oxidoreductase activity, acting on a sulfur group of donors, disulfide as acceptor; misfolded protein binding. Gene Ontology annotation, cellular component: endoplasmic reticulum lumen. NCBI's taxonomy places the organism in Eukaryota, Metazoa, Arthropoda, Insecta, Hymenoptera, Braconidae. The record is from RefSeq and is a predicted model, not a curated record. Gene Ontology annotation, biological process: IRE1-mediated unfolded protein response. The transcript has 3 exons. The coding region runs from base 1 to 2223 and encodes 740 amino acids.
AUGGGUUCCCUCUUCUUUUCGUUUCAGGGAAAACUGGAUGAUCCAGACGCUCACAUAAAAUUCAUCAAAUAUACGACAGCUUACGAGGUUCUGAAAGACCCAGAUCUGCGUAAAAAAUACGAUCUCUAUGGGGAAGAGGGUCUAAACGGUCAGAACACUCAGCAGAACUAUCGCUCUUGGUCUUAUUACCAGGAAAAUUUUGGAAUUUACGACGACGACCCUCAAGUGGUGACUCUGAACAAAAAUGAUUACCAUGACAACGUCAUCAAUUCUGAAAAGAUCUGGAUGAUUAAUUUUUACUCCCCGAUGUGCAGUCACUGCAGAACCCUCGCCCCGUCCUGGAGAAAAAUAGCCAAGGAUUUUGAGGGUGUAAUUAGAGUUGGUGCAGUCAACUGUGAGGACGACUGGUCCCUCUGUCGUCAGCUGGGAAUUCAGUCCUAUCCAACUCUCCUCUUCUACCCUAAAAAUUCUCAACACGGAAUUAGAUUCACCUCGAGGAAGAACUACGACGAAAUAUCAGAAUUCAUAAUGUCCAGGCUAGAUGUGAACCUCGAAAAAUUAUCUCAAUCGAGUUUCCAUCGUUUGAUCAAAGAUUCAACAUCUAGGAAAAACUCCUGGCUGAUUUUUACCUGUGGUAAAAAUCGCGAGUGCUUCGAAGAAGAAGAUCAAUUGAAGAUUUCUGCUAUUUUUGAGAAUAUUUUGAAUAUUGGAGUGUUUGACUGUGAUAGAAACCGCUGUGAUGAUGUUUUGGAGUCCUCUACGUCGGCUGUUUUCCUUUCUGGUGAUCCUCGUGAUUCUAAAUCCCCGGUUCUAUUCGGUGGACUCGAGGAUAUCGAUAGCUUGGUCCAUGAGGUGCUCGAACAGCUGCCAGAACCUCAAGAAAUCACUGCUGAAGAGUUUGAGAGAAUUAAAAAUGGAUUGGCGAGUGAUUCUGAAGGAUGGUUAAUGUGUUUUUAUAUAGGACACGCGACAGAGCUAGAUCUCUUACUGAAGCGUCUGCCAGGGAUAAUCCAGGACGUAAACCUGGGUAAAGUAAACUGCGGACGUCACAAUGCACUCUGUUCUUCACUUUCGAUAAACCGUUAUCCAAUGUGGGGAGUCCUGAAGCCCUCAGGAGCAUUCGAGCUGAAUCACGGAAAGGAAAAGAUAAACGACAUAGCAAAAUUCGCUGAAAACAGUAUGAAAGCCCAAAACGUAUGGGCGUUGUCUGCCUCGAAAAUCCUUUCAAUUCUCCAACGGAAGACACAUUCAGAAGUCUGGUUUCUGGACUGGUACGCUCCAUGGUGUCCUCCCUGUUUGCAAUUUCUUCCAGAGCUUCGAAAAGCUUCUCUCCACUUUCAAAAAUCGACAAUCCACUUUGGCACAGUCGAUUGUACCGUGCACUCAUCGAUUUGUCGUCAGUACAAUAUUCGCUCGUAUCCAACUGCAAUGUUAAUCAACGGCUCCUCCACACAUCAAUUCACCCUUCAAAAAACAGCCCGAAAUAUUAUUGAGUUCAUAAAAGAGUUUAUGAAUCCCACAGUGAUGAAAUUGAAUUCCAAUAAUUUUUAUGAUACUUUGGGAAAGAAAAGCCCCAGCAAUUUGUGGGUGGUGGAUUAUUUUGCCCCCUGGUGUGGCCCCUGUCAGCAAUUGGCACCUGAGUGGACGUCAGUUGCCAAAGUUCUUCAUCUUUUGCCAUAUGUGAAAGUGGCUAGUGUCGACUGCGAAGAGAACGGGAAUCUCUGUCGUUCCCAGGGGAUCCGGAGUUAUCCCACCAUUAGAUUGUACCCAAUGGGGAGUGAAGGACUCAAUCAGAUUGCCAUGUACAGUGGAAAUAGAGACGCGAUUUCCUUGAUGAGAUGGAUAAUUCAAUUUUCGGGGAUUAGUGUUAAGGAAUUCAGUGAACGUGACUUAGAGAGGAAGGUGAUUAACAAUAACAAGAGGGAUGUGUGGGUGAUUGAUUAUUAUGCACCUUGGUGUGGACAUUGUCAAGUACUUGAACCACAAUUUGCUGUUGCUGCUAAAAUGCUUGAGGGGAGGGCAAGGUUUGGCAGAUUGAAUUGCGAAGACUCCCAGGCAAUUUGUGGAAGGGCUGGGGUCAGUGCUUAUCCAACGGUGAUCGUUUAUAGGGAUGGGGAUAAGAGGCUGAAUGGAGGUAAGAGGCUGGAAGGGACAACUGCUGAGGGGAUUAGAGAUGAAGUGGAGAUGUUGAUGAAGGAGAGGGAGAGACAUGAUGAAUUGUGAGGACAAUUUAUAGUAUUUUGCUCAGAAACUCAAUUUAUAAAGGGAAUUUAUACUAUAAUUCACAACUCGGAUUAAUGCAUUUCAUCCAGAAUUA